GCCAAGCGCCGCGUGCCAGACUUUCCACGCCGCCUCCCCGACCAGGGUCAGCAGCACCACCAGCCCCGCUAGCGCCGCCCAGCUCUCUCUCGGCGGCUGGACGCGGCGGGCUCGGCUGCGCCUUAACUUUACCCCGGCGCGGGGCGGGCUUUGGCUACUUUGGCGGGAGAGGCGGAGUGGGGGGUACGGAGCCGCCCGGCGGCAGGUGCGGGUCUCUUCUGGCGGGGGCGGGGCCGCUUCGCCGGGCUCCUCGGAGCGGGCUCGCGAGCGCCUUUGUGUCGUGAGGGGAGAAAGGAAGAAGCCAGAGCCGGGAGACUACAGCGGAGCAGCAGCCACUGAGCAGCGGGCGCCGAGCUUUAAAUGAGCAUUCACACCGCGCGGGGAGAGCAGCGCGGGCUGGCUCGGACGGAGCGCGUGUGGAGGCAGCGAGCGCGUCCCCUCGGCUCCAGCAGAUCAAUACGGACACCUAUUACAAGAUACCUGUUUGGAUUUUAACACACUCAAGCAUCACCUCCACUGAUAUUUUAACAACCCCAUCAAGCUUUGGUUGGGUAGUCAACAGCCGCAAAGCUGCUGUCCACGUGGACUGGUGCUGACAUUUCUCGUCCAGCUGCGAGAGCCUCUCCAUCUAAACCUAGAGACAUGGCAACAAAUGGAACAAAAGUAGCUGACGGACAAAUCUCCACAGAACUCAGCGAUGCCUCAAUCACCAAUGACAAGCCUAAGACGCUGGUGGUCAAGGUGCAGAAGAAAAAAGGAGAUAUUCCAGACAGAGACACCUGGAAGGGGAAAUUUGACUUUCUUAUGUCCUGUGUUGGCUAUGCGAUUGGCUUAGGAAAUGUUUGGCGGUUUCCAUACCUUUGUGGAAAAAAUGGAGGAGGAGCAUUCCUGAUUCCAUAUUUCCUUACUUUAAUUUUUGCUGGAGUUCCCCUGUUUCUUUUGGAAUGUUCACUUGGGCAAUACACAUCCAUAGGAGGUCUUGGAGUUUGGAAGCUUGCUCCAAUGUUCAAAGGUGUGGGAUUAGCUGCUGCUGUCCUGUCCUUCUGGCUUAAUAUUUACUACAUUGUGAUUAUUUCCUGGGCCAUAUAUUACUUAUACAACUCUUUCACCACAAAUCUUCCAUGGAGACACUGUAACAACCCCUGGAACACAGACCACUGUUUCUCAAAUUAUAGUAUAGCAAAUACCACCAACAUGACAAGUGCUGUUUUGGAAUUCUGGGAACGUAACAUGCACCAAAUGACAGAUGGAUUGGAAAAACCAGGCCAGAUCCGUUGGCCAUUAGCAAUUACUCUAGCAAUUGCCUGGAUUUUAGUGUAUUUCUGCAUCUGGAAGGGGGUAGGCUGGACAGGAAAGGUAGUGUACUUCUCUGCCACGUAUCCAUACAUCAUGUUGAUUAUCUUGUUCUUCCGUGGAGUAACAUUACCUGGAGCAAGAGAAGGCAUUUUAUUCUAUGUAACUCCUAAAUUUGAGAAGCUCUCCGACUCUGAGGUAUGGCUAGAUGCUGCCACACAGAUCUUUUUCUCCUAUGGUCUGGGUCUUGGCUCAUUGAUUGCUCUUGGAAGUUACAACCCUUUCAACAACAAUGUUUACAGGGAUUCCAUCAUAGUGUGCUGCAUAAAUUCUUGCACAAGCAUGUUUGCUGGUUUUGUUAUCUUCUCCAUUGUUGGAUUCAUGGCUCAUGUCACCAAACGUCCUAUUGAAGAAGUUGCAAAAUCAGGUCCUGGGCUUGCAUUUUUAGCCUAUCCAGAAGCAGUAACACAACUUCCUGUCUCACCUUUGUGGGCAAUACUGUUCUUCUCCAUGUUGCUUAUGCUUGGAAUUGACAGUCAGUUCUGUACUGUUGAAGGAUUCAUAACAGCACUAGUGGAUGAAUUUCCAAGACUAUUACGCAGUCGGAGAGAAAUUUUUAUUGCUUGUGUGUGUGUCGUUUCCUAUCUGAUAGGACUGUCGAAUAUUACUCAGGGUGGACUAUAUGUGUUCAAGCUUUUCGACUAUUAUUCUGCAAGUGGAAUGAGUCUCUUGUUUCUUGUGUUCUUUGAGUGUAUCUCCAUAUCCUGGUGCUAUGGUGUAAACAGAUUUUACGACAAUAUCCAGGAGAUGGUUGGCUAUAGGCCCUGCAUCUGGUGGAAGCUCUGCUGGUCUUUCUUUACUCCAAUCAUUGUGGCAGGUGUGUUUAUCUUCAGUGCCGUGCAAAUGACUCCUCUCACUUUGGGCGAUUACGUAUUCCCGGCAUGGGGCCAAGGUGUUGGCUGGUUUAUGGCUCUAUCAUCCAUGGUGCUGAUUCCAGGCUACAUGGCAUACAUGUUCCUUACAUUAAAAGGCUCCUUGAAACAGCGAAUCCAGGUAAUGAUUCAGCCAAGUGAAGACAUUACUCAUCCUGAAAACGGACCUGAACAAGCCCAGCAGAGCAACUCUGCAAACAAAGAAGCAUAUAUAUAGUGUGGGUCAUUGAAAUGAUACAAAGCUUCCUUUAGGGGGGCAAAAAAAAAGAAAAGAAAAACCAUACACAAAUGAAACAUGGUUGAAUAUGACCACAAAUUUAUUUCUGAGAAUAAAAUUACCUACCUCUAGUGGCACAAAAGACCAUCACCACUAUAAGGGAAGCAAUGUGGAUACGAUCAAACCAUUUUGUGGGCUUAGUUGUUGACAAUGUUUUGUGUUUCCUGGCAAUCCAUAGACUGUUAACAUUUUUAUUCUCUUUCAGUAAGAGCUGGAUAUCUUUGGGAAUUUAUAAAGACAUGUAGGCCAUUUUUAAUCUACCUUUUAACACAACAAUUUGAAGUUUUGUGCAGCUGAUUUUUAUUAAUAUAUUUCAUACUGUUUGAAUCCCAAGACUGUUAUUUCUGAGAACAGUUAAAACAGAAAGCUGUUUUGUAUUCACCAGCAAAGUAUUUUUUACCAAGAAAAUUUACCAGUGAAAAUACUGCCCUUAAAAAUGUUGACCAACUUUAUUCUGGAGUUGGUUUUUCUAAUUUUCGUGGAAAUCUUCUCAUAUACUACAAUAUACUGAAUCAUUCAUAUACAAAUGCCAUUAACAAGCUAUUUUGGGAUAUACAGUACAGACUAAAUUGCACCACUCCCUAACCGAACCUAUUGAGAUGCCAGCAUUUAAUGUAUUAUUUUAUAGCAAUAUAUCUUUUAGAAUAUUUUCCA
Messenger RNA from Podarcis raffonei (Aeolian wall lizard), 3156 nucleotides. RefSeq names its product solute carrier family 6 member 1 (gene SLC6A1). The record is from RefSeq and is a predicted model, not a curated record. Bases 643 to 2442 code for a protein of 599 amino acids. Gene Ontology annotation, biological process: sodium ion transmembrane transport; neurotransmitter transport. Gene Ontology annotation, cellular component: cell surface; plasma membrane; axon. The transcript has 15 exons. Lineage: Eukaryota; Metazoa; Chordata; Lepidosauria; Squamata; Lacertidae. Gene Ontology annotation, molecular function: gamma-aminobutyric acid:sodium:chloride symporter activity.